Molecule: messenger RNA, 4521 nt
Organism: Egretta garzetta (little egret)
Lineage: Eukaryota; Metazoa; Chordata; Aves; Pelecaniformes; Ardeidae
Gene: RNF17
Product: ring finger protein 17
Exons: 36
Coding region: 1-4521 (1506 amino acids)
Source: RefSeq, a predicted model, not a curated record
AUGAAUAGAAAGAAAGAGUUCUCCUUGGCGGGUGACAGUAAUGAAGAGCUUAAAAGAAGGAAAAUUAGAGCUAUAAGGCAAUGUCUUAAGAUACUAGAAGAGGAUUUUACAGAACCAAGUCUGAGAAACAGUGAUUCGUGUCAUAUGUCAAAAGCCACGAGUGUGAAAGCAUUGCAUGAUGACGUGAAGGAUGAAGACACUGAUUUGUUUGGUUUCUCUUCUGCAGAAACCAAAUCUGAUUUUAAACUUGGGCUGUGCGGUGGCAACUCACAAAGGCUAGCAAGGCUCUUCAGUCACAAUACUGAAGACAAAAGUGUUCAGCACCCAGUUUCUUCAAAUGAUGGGCUGCGGGAUAAACCAUCUCUAGCUCCAUCAGCAGACAUGGACCACGAAACUAUGGAAGAUAUUGAUGAAGCUUUGUGCAUAGCUAUUUGUAAUCUCAGCCACUUACAUGAUGCAGAUGAGAUGCUGAAAUACUUCGAAUUGAAAGUGAAGCAGGAAGGAGACAAAGUUGCAGAAACUGCAGAUAGAACGUUUGAUGAACUUAUUACUUCUCUCAUGUCAAGGAAAAAGAAGUUGUGUGCAGAAUUAGUGAAGAGCAUCAACAACUACAAUGCUGGUAUUGCAAAAGCUAAGGAAGUCAUUAAAGAGAAGGAAAAGUGCUUGAUUGGUGCCAUUAGGAUUGCAAAGGAAUUAAAAAUGACACCUUCUGUAAGAAGCUAUUGUGAUCUCACUCAGGUUAUUUUUAAUUUAAAGUUGCCAGUUGAGCCUGAGCUCUCAAGAGUGAAUAUUUUGAAGGAAAAAAUAUCUCCAAGGUUGUUCCUAAACACUGAUGAGAUUACGUCUUUGUUAAAAAAUUUGGGCAAGAUUGAAUGGGGAACAACAAGGGAUGAAGAUAAUGGACAACACAUCCUUGAGGAAUCUCCAUCCAGCCCUGAUGUCAUAAUAGAAGAAAUAUUUGAAGAUGACCUGGAAAGUUCGACAGAACUAGUGUUUGUAAGCCAUGUUAUAAAUCCAUGCCACUUCUAUAUUCGGAGAUACUCACAGAAGAAAGAAGCCAGGGUUUUAGAGAAGAAAUUGAAAAAUUUUUGUUGUAAUAAGAGUUCAUAUCUCUUACCUUCAGAUGUUUUGGAACUAGGUGCUAGAACUUUUAUUAAGAGUAAGGAAACUGGAAUGUGGUGCCGUGGAACUAUCACUGAACUAAUUCCCCUAAAAAGUAAAGAUGAGAGGAAGCCUCGUGGUCCGAGAAGAUGGAAAGUUUGUGAUAUUGCGCUGCUGAAAGUAUUCCUGAUCGAUUUUGGGAGCUCUGUGGUUCUAAUUUUCUCAGGAUAUGUUCCCACUGAAAGGCCUGAACCUGCUGCUCUGCAAACUAUUGAAACAGAUGACAUUUGUUUGUUUGUAAGGAAGCCUGAUCAGCAUAUUGAGGCAGAACUUGCAGCUGUUCCUCCUUUAGCAGUACGGUGUUCAUUGAAAGAUAUUGUUCCCAAAAAUGCAAGUGAAGGUUGGGGAGAGGAAGCAAAGACAAAAUUUUUAGGAAUGGUAAAUAAUAAAGUUGUUUUAAUGACCAUAUUUAGAGAAGAGGAUGGUGUUCUCAUUGUGGAUUUGAAAAAACCUCCGUUUAGUAAAAUAAGCAAUAACAUGCCAGUGUCUCUCAAGGAUGCGUUGGUUUUUCUAGACUUGGCAAGGUUUAGAUCACAGCUUCCCAGUCAGUUAGAAAAUAAUACCGUCUUGCGGUAUAAUCCACCUAAGAUUCCACAAGAAAGAGAAGAAGUCUCUGUUGUAGUUUGCCACAUCAAUAGUCCAAGUGAUUUCUAUAUCCAAUUGGGAGCGAGCCUGGAUUCUUUAGCUCUUCCAAAGAAAAUUCAGGAGGUAUAUAAACAGGAGUAUGGGAGAAACUUAGAUAUUGUCUGCCCAGUUGAAGGCCAAGCCUGUAUUGCAAAACAGAAAGAUGGGAAUUGGUACAGAGCACAGAUUAUAGGGCUGCCAAGUUGUCAAGAAGUUACAGUAAAAUACGUUGACUUUGGCAGCGUCGCUAACUUAACUCUUAAAGACAUUCGAAAAAUAAAAAAGGAGUUUCUCAGCUUUCCAGAAAAGGCAAUCAGGUGCAGGUUGGCUUGCAUUGAGCCUUAUAAAGGGGCAAAUGACUGGAGCAGAGAAGCCAAGGAAAGAUUUGAACAAAUGACUGAAGAUAAAUUUAUGCUAUGUUCAGUUGUUGAAAUUUUAGAUAAUAACAUCUUAUCUAUUGAACUCUUUGACUCUUCUGCUGUUCAUGGAAGAAGCUUUAGUGUUAACUGCCAGCUAGUUAAAGAAGACCUAGCAUCCUACAUACCUGGGUACACUGAAAGUACUGCUGUAAGGCCCAAUGAAAUAUGGGAUGCUCCUCUAGAAGAAAUUCCUGAAACCUCGGAAGAUUUAAAUCCUAUAGACAUGGAAUCUGUGCAUGAAGGAGAUUUCAAAUCACUUUCUAAGAAAGAGCUGCAAGUGAGAAUCAGUCAUGUUGUGUCUCCUAGUAAAAUUUUUAUACAGUGGUUGUCAUCAGAAAGUAUGCUGAAAAGUUUGCAGGAGAAGAUGGCUACCAUCUACAAAGAAUCCCAGCCACAGUCUGUGAAGUGGGAGAGUACCAUGCACUGUGCUGUUUACGUACAUGAUUUGAAACAGUGGCACAGAGGCCAAAUAAUCAGGAUUGUCUCCAAAACAAGUGCAGAGGUAAUACUUUAUGAUUGUGGAGCUGAAAAAACAGUGGAUAUCAGCUGUCUAAGGAAACUUGAGGAAAACAUGAAGAUAAUUAGGACAUUAGCAACAGAAUGUUCCUUGGCAGAUAUAAGACCAACAGGUGGAAGCAUGCAGUGGACAGCAACAGUGUGUGAAUGUUUAUCCUAUUACCUAACAGGGGCACUAGUAAAAAUAAUCAUACAGGAAAGUGAUGUGGGUUGUGCACUGCCUGUGAAAAUUCUUUGCAAAGAUGAAACAGGACAAUUGAUUGAUGUUUCAGAACACCUUAUUAAAAAGGGUUUGGCUUUUAGAAACAGAAGAACUGAUAAAGCUGGUGUGGCUUGCUCAGUCUCCAAGGAACAUCUUAAAGUACAUUUAGAGCAAGAGAACACACAACGGGAUGGUUGUAAUUCAGAAACUGCAUGUGGAAAAAACAACGCUGCUCCAGAGGAAAACAUCACUGUUUCAGAGAAUGAACAAAAAUCAUGCAAAACAUACAAGGCACUGCUUGAAUCAGGAAUGGAUGAAAUGUAUAAAUCCCCCCUUAUACCUGAAGAGAAAAUCUUUCAAGCUGUAGUAAGUUGUGUUGGACGUGAUGGAACUAUUUACAUAAUACCAAAAUCAUUCGAAAUUGAACUAAACAAAUUGAUGACUGAAAUACAAAGUAACUUCAAAUGCCUUGGUCUUCUGGAACCCUACUGCUGGAAAAAGGGAGAAGCUUGUGUUGUAAGAGGAUCGGAUACCAUGUGGUAUCGUGGUAAAGUUGUAGAACUCGGUAGUACUUUUCAGGUACAGUACAUAGACCAUGGUUGCAUAGAGAGAAUUCCUCAGUGUCAUCUGUAUCCAACUACAUUGUAUACUGGUAUUCCUCCAUUUUGCAUACCAUGUCAGCUCUACAAGACAGUGCCAGUUGGAAAUUUUUGGCAGCAGGAUGCAGUCGAUUGCCUUCAAGAACUACUUACAAAUGAAGAGGUUGAAGUACAUGUUCAGGAAUUACCGGAUAACCCAUGGGAUAAAUUGUCCAUCAGCCUGUACUUUGGUGGAAUGUCGCUUUCUUCCUUCAUGGCAUACCAGAAGUACUGUGUUGCUGAAGAUUCUCAGGACAUACCAGAGCUGGAGCUACUUGAAGGAGACAUUCCUGUUUUGCCUUCGUACAUGUUGCCAUCGCUACCUAUUCCAGGAGAUACCUUUCCUGUCAGGGUUACCCAUUUGGUGUCCCCUAAGGAGGUAUAUAUUUGCCUUGAUCAUUCUAAGAACCUUACGAAGCAGUCUGCCACAGAGGGAGGUGUCAGCUGUGACUCGGAAUUGGAGAGCCUUGAUGAAGCCCUGAAAUGGUGCAAUAAAAGUGUAGAAUCUUUCCCUCUUCUGACACACUUCCAAACAGAAAUGCCUUGCCUUGUAGAAUACCAGGAUGGUUUGUGGUAUAGAGCAAAGCUCCUCUCCAUUGAAGAAUCUGACCCCACUAAGAUGCUGGUACAAUUUGUUGACUAUGGUAGUUUUCUAGUUGUCCCAACAAGCAGAUUGCGUCACAUACCUUAUCAUCUGCUGAAGUACCCUGUUCAGGCAGUACGAGCUCUGUUGGCUGGAUUCAAACCUGUUCCAUAUGACAAAAAUGUGAAAAGAAUUCCUUAUUCCCCAGAAUGGAGCGUGGAAGCGUUGUGGGCUAUGAUGGAGUGCGUUGAAGGAAAACAGCUCUCUGCUUCCAUACUUGCUCUUUCCCCAGAGGUCACCAUUUCUUUGUAUGAAGAUGACCAAAGACUAGUUCACAUGAAACUGAUAGAAAUGGGACUUGCAGAUUUGGAUGAGUGA